Molecule: messenger RNA, 3073 nt
Organism: Stegastes partitus (bicolor damselfish)
Lineage: Eukaryota; Metazoa; Chordata; Actinopteri; Pomacentridae
Product: matrix-remodeling-associated protein 8-like
Exons: 12
Coding region: 151-1458 (435 amino acids)
Biological process (GO): cell adhesion; cell differentiation
Cellular component (GO): cell surface; membrane
Source: RefSeq, a predicted model, not a curated record
ACGUGGCGCUGCGUGAUGGAUCUCUCCAAACUCUGAAAUCUCACUAUACUGAGAUCUGCUGCUUUCUUCAGAUACAUAAACAGGACGGGGUCUUUCUUCUGCUCAGGACUGAGGUGAACAGCACUGACAAGGACGCUGAAAACUGCAAACAUGAGGGGCGAGAGGGAGGAUGUUGUUUUUCAGGCUCUCCUCUUGAUCCACAUCCCUGUGGUCUGCUUCUUCACUGCAGCGUCCUGUCAGUCUGACAGCAGCAGCAGUGUGGUGGUGGCAGGUUAUAAUAUGAGCGCCCCCGCCGGGUCCAGGAUGGUGCUGCAGUGCGUGAGCGGCCGCAUGGUGUGGACCAGAGACGGGGUGAGGGACCGGCAGAGGGUGGUCCACUGGGACAUGUACCGCAGUGACCCGGACUACGCCAUGGAGAGGGUGGUGGACAUGUUCUCAGCCGGAGAACAGAGGAUCUACAACUCCUACAACCUGGGCAGGGUCAGCCUCAGCAAAAAGGCCUUCAAGGAUGGAAACUUCUCUCUGGUCAUCAAAGAUGUGACGAUGAACGACAGAGGCCUGUACUCCUGUAACCUCCAUCAUCUCUACUGCCACCUGUACGAGACGGUCCGAGUGCAGCUCAACGUCACCAAAUCACGCCGUAAAGAGCAGCGGUUCUGGGAUGGACAGAAGGCCGUGUACGUGGUGCUGCUGGGGAGCACCGUGGUGCUGCCCUGCAUCAACCGACGUACUGUGUGGACGGACUGGAGCAACGAGGAGGAGGACCAGCAGGUGGUCCACUGGGACCGUCAGUCCCCUGGAGUCCACCACGAUCGAGCUGACCGGCUGGUUGACCUUUACGCCUCCGGGGAGCAGCGCAGCUAUGGACCCUUGUUCCUCCAGAGGAAGAUGAACAUCAGCAAUCAGGCCUUCUCAGAGGGAGACUUCUCACUCACCAUAUCAGACCUGCAGCCCACAGACCAGGGGAUGUAUUCCUGCCACCUCCACCAUCACUACUGUGGUCUACACGAGAGAAGAGAGUUUCAGGUCACGGUGCAGCCGCCACUGAUUCAAACCACUGAGCCAGCCAAAGCGUUACCCAGCGAAGACAAAGACACCAGUAAGAGUGAAUCACCGCGAGUCAUCACCGUCAUCCUGCCCGACCAGAGACAUCACUUUCUCCUGCCGCUGGGCUAUGUCCUCACCACCCUUCUGCUCCUGGCCUUCAUCAUCCUCAUCAUCAUCCUCAUCACACGCCGACGUAGAACCAAAGAAUUUUAUCCUCAAGCAUCCAUGAGGUCCAGCAGAAGUCAGAGCAGCUCAGAUGAGUUUGAGAUGGACGUUACUGAGGUGAAUGUGUGCAGUCGAGAGGAAAGAAGAUUUGACUACAAGAACAACCUGCUAAAGGAAAAGGUCCACGUGAACACUCAGCCUAAAGUCAUUGAUCUUGACAAAGAGAUGCAGAAGUUUUCUAAGUGAGAAAGUGAGAAGGAAGUGAAAUCGGAGUCACUGGCUGGUCCAGAGGCUGCGGUCCAAACUAAACACCUCCACACUGCCUUCUGUCCUGGCAGGAGAGACGGUGCAGAGAGAAAGUCAAUGUUGCAAAAUGCUUUGUUGUGAAAUGCAGAAAAACGGUAGAAACGGUUCACACUGAGGUCUUGUAUUGUCAAAUUGUUAGUAUCACACAGAGAGGGUUGUGUUUUCUUUUACUGUACUUGAUCAAACUAAAAAAAGUCUGGACAGGGACCACUGAGCACAGCAUCACUGCACCACCCAGAGGGGAAUCCUAACCAAACCUGGACUGCCAUAUGAAGAAGAAACGUGGACAGAAAGCUGAAUAGGAUCGACUCAGCUGUGGCUCAGCGAAGAUGAAUUGUCUGUUGUCAUAGUUUGACAUCAUUAUUCCUCUUGUUAAAAGGAUGUUUUUUAAUUUUAUUUUGCCUCUACUCCUCUCCAUUAUUUGGCUUAAGUGACUGACACAUUCCUGCAGAGUUGCUAUCGGUGCAAACUGCUGCCUGCAGGCUUUGAUCAACUGUAUGCAAACUGACCAUUUAAGUAGUUUGUGUAAAAGUGUUUUAUUUUGAUGCUCAGACUGUAAUUUUGUGGAAUGUUUCCGUUUCUUUUUUAUGUUUUCAAAUUCUGUGCUGAUUUUUAAUUGCUACACAUGUUAAGAAAAGAGACCUAUUCUCUCUUUAUUCUGAUUUUUUUUGACUGUCACACACUAAGUGCAAAUAUUUGUGAACUGAAUGCAGACAGGAGAAAUGUUUGCCAAAGGCGUUUCUCACAGCAAACACUUGGACUCGUCAUUCUCACCCUGGGGUCAAACAGGUUGAUGAAAAAUGGCUCUGUUCAGUCAGAACAGUGUGCAAUGUGAGGACCCUGAAAGUGAAACAAAAGUCUGCCAUCUUGUAAUCCUAGGGGCUGGAGUAGAAGGCAACAGGACUUUUUUUUUUUUUUUUGUAAGGUUCUUCAAGACGUUUCAUGUUUUAUUUAAAAGGCUGCUUCAGUUCUGACUGGCUGUUGGGGAGUUCCAGACAUUUAUUGUCACCCCAACUCACAUGAUUUAAAGCUUAAUGACCUGAGGAACAGAGGAAGCCUCUUAGAUGAGAGAGAAAUGUCUACAAGACCAAAAAAAAAAGCCUCGUUUCCUUUGGCUGGAGCACUUACGAUGACCAUAAUUGAGUCUAAACAGAAUCUACAUUUUGUUUUCUCAGCAUACCUUGAACUCUGAUUCUGUCGGUAUUAUUCUGAUGUUAUUAGCCGCACUUGUAUUUGACGGUGUCUGUUUUGCAAACUUUUUUUUUUUUUUUAGUCUACAUUUUUGACCUGGUCAAGUGCGCCCCCUAGCUUGGGAUCCACUGAAAGAGCUGAUAUAUUAAAACAUUAAGUGUCCAUUCUGGUACAACAGAACACUUUCUUUGCAGUACAACGUGUGAACCACACUACAAACUCUUUAAAGAAAAGAAAUGCUACGGCUUCGGCUUUCUUCAGUUACUUCAUCUGCUCGUUUGUGCUUCAUACCCAUCUACCUAUCUGUUGUGUUGCUGUGCUGUACUGCUAAUUCAGUAAAACUGUAAUACAAAAAUCUGGAGGA